UGGAAUAUACCCUUCGCCAUCAACCUAUGUGUAGGAAAAAAGAAAGAAAAAGGAAAGCAGAUCCUAUGGGACCCACCAACAAUUAAGAGUAUCAAUAAACGCACGCACAGUUUCCCCGCCAAUUCUUUCCUCAGUUAUAAAAAAUUCCCCAAACCCCCAAAUUUCAAGAACAUUAAUCAAAAUCCUCUAAAAAUGGCGAUCGUUGACGAUUUGAUAAACCCUAGAGGAGCCCAAAGAACUUGCGUCGUGGUGCUUGGUGGCCGGGGCUUUUUAGGCCGAUCGCUUGUUACACGUCUCCUUCAACUCGGUGAUUGGAUUGUUCGAGUCGCCGAUUCGACUCCCUCCUUGCAACUCGAUGCUGACUCUAAUCAUGGUGACUCUGUCCUUCGUGAUGCUCUUGCGUCAGGUCUUGCUUCUUAUUGUCAAGUCGAUGUUCGCGAUCCCUCUCAAAUCAUUAAAGCUGUUGAAGGAUCAUCUGUUGUAUUUUACAUGGAAGCUACUGACUUACCGAAACAUGAUUUCUAUGAUUGCUACAUGAUUAUAGUUCAAGGUGCUAAAAAUGUCAUCAAUGCUUGCCGAGAAUGCAAAGUUAGACAGCUUAUAUAUAACAGUUCUGCAGAUGUAAUUUUUGAUGGUUCACGUGAUAUAUGUAACAGGGACGAGUCUUUUCCAUGCCAUUGGAAAUUUGCAGACAUGCUGAGUGAUCUUAAGGCUCAAGCAGAAGCAUUACUCCUGUGUGCUAACAACAUUGGCGGUCUUUUAACAUGUGCACUGCGGCCUAGCAAUGUCUUCGGACCUGGAGACACUCAGCUUGUUCCUUUUUUAGUGAAUUUAGCAAGAUCUGGCUGGGCAAAGUUUAUUAUAGGAAGUGGUGACAAUAUGUCUGACUUUACCUUUGCUGAGAAUGUUGCUCAUGCCCACAUCUGUGCAGCAAAAGCUCUAGAUUCUCAGAUGAUCUCUGUGGCUGGAAAGGCAUUUUUCAUCACGAACCUCGAACCUAUGAAGUUUUGGGAAUUUGUAUCAUUGAUAUUAGAAGGCUUGGGGUAUCAAAGACCUUCCAUAAAAAUUCCUGCCAGGAUAGUCAGCUAUGUUCUCUUGGUUGUUGAAUGGAUUCGUGAAAAGCUUGGCUCCAGAAAAUAUAACCAUGACAUCUCAGCUCGCUUCUUUCAUGUAGCCUCAUGCACCAGAACUUUUAACUGCUCUGCAGCUCAAAAGUACAUUGGAUACUCACCAGUUGUCUCCCUGGAAGAUGGCAUCAGAUUGACCAUUGAAUCAUUCUCUCAUUUGGCCAAGGACUCGUCUUUUGGAAGAUUCUUGAACUUUGAAGAUCAAUCAAAAGCUGAGAAGCUGCUGGGCAGUGGUAAAGUUUCAGACAUUUUGCUGUGGAGAGAUGAGAAGAAAACAUUUACUUGUUUUGUUGCUCUUGUCCUGUUGUUUUACUGGUUUUUGCUUUCUGGAAAAACGUUUGCCUCAUCCACUGCCAACCUGCUGCUUUUAGUGACAACCAUCCUAUAUGGAUAUGCCAAUCUACCUCCAAAGAUCAGUUCCAGUUUCAACACUCCGAAGAUAUCUUUGUCUUCCUUUGAAAUUUCAGAAAAUUCAGUGAGAGAUUCUAUAAUGUCCAUAGUAUGUCUAUGGAACAGAGGGCAUCACACUAUAAGAUCAUUGGCCCAAGGAGAGGAUUGGAACAAAUUCUUCCAGGUGGCACUUUUUCUCUAUUUCGUUAAGUGGAUCCUGGUGGAAUCCUUGGCUGUGGCAAUAGGUUUAGCUCUGGUCUUUGCCUUCACCGCCUUCUUCGUUUACGAGCAAUAUGAAUCAGAAAUCGAUGGAUUAACCGCAAUGCUCUUCAGCUUAACAAAGGGACUGUUGACGAGUUAUGUUCCUGCAUCUAUGACAUCAUUUCUACAAAACAAGGGAGUGCUGCGGAAAGAGAAUGGCAAGGUGGUAAAUGAUGAAUAAGCAGCAUGUGGAUCGAAAUCUUCUUAAACUCAAAUACAGAAUUCAAGCUGUUCGUACACAAUAUGCCAGUCGAUUUAGGCUUCGAAACGAGCUCUAUGGAGAUGAGAUGCAUCCCCAGAAAAACAAAAAAACGAGGUAUGUUAAUACAGUACAAGCCGUUUAUCCUUUUGCUAGUCUCCGAAGGACAGAUAGUCGUAGAUAUCCUUACUGUUAACACGUCUGUAACUCUUGUGGAAUACUAGAGAGAGAAUGUUCAGAUAUGAUGAUGGAUAGCUUUGCAUUCGGAUAUACAA
This is a messenger RNA of Populus nigra (black poplar), 2252 nucleotides long. Its product is annotated as 3beta-hydroxysteroid-dehydrogenase/decarboxylase. NCBI's taxonomy places the organism in Eukaryota, Viridiplantae, Streptophyta, Magnoliopsida, Malpighiales, Salicaceae. Gene Ontology annotation, molecular function: 3-beta-hydroxy-Delta5-steroid dehydrogenase (NAD+) activity. The coding region runs from base 193 to 1959 and encodes 588 amino acids. Gene Ontology annotation, biological process: steroid biosynthetic process. The record is from RefSeq and is a predicted model, not a curated record. The transcript is spliced from 12 exons.